CGUAUUGCGCAGAAUAUGACGCAAACAGAGUGUGAAGGAAGCCUCGCCCAGUUCAGGUUUCUUCUAAAACGCAAACUUGACCAUAACACAGAAGGAAACUACUUUACAGACAUGUUAUUGUUGUACGCGACUGUUGCCUGCGUCUUGUUCGGUGGUUCAUCCUCCGAUGUUACGCUCAGAGAAAAGUGCUAUGGCGGAGAUUUGACUUUAUCAGGUUUCUAUACACCACCUUUUUUCAAUGGACAGAUGUACUUCACUCCGAGUAAUGGGGGAUCCAGACAGCUAGUGAUGAAUAAAGGGGAGCCAAAGCACCCACGCCUCAAAGUCCAGAUUGGCUCAGUUCAAAUCACAGAUUUGACAGAAAAAGAUAACGGAACUUUUUCCAUCUCAAAUAACAAUGAUGAAUAUGAAAAUGUUCUCAAACUGAUAAUUAAAGAUUGUGUAUCCAAAACAAUACGGUAUUACGGGAAAAUAUACUCGUGGAAUGUUCCUAGAAAGGCUGAAUUCCUGGAGUUCACUCCCCUCCACAAUGUGGGCCAGUCAACGGUCUUGUGGAAUCGCACCAACCCUCAGACCAAUAAUGGAGGCAGAGGGCAGAUGAGGCGUAAUGAGUGGGAGAUUAAGAAUCUCAUUCAAGCAGACAUGGGCCACUACAACUUCAGAGCAAAAGACAACACUUUGCUGUCUAGGAUACUGCUCGAAGUCAGAGAGCACACAUUAACCUAUACUACAAAGCCGAAUGAGCGGCUCCUCAUCCCAAAUCCUCCGGGCGCUGCCCAGUGGACUGUGGCUUUUACACCUGAGGUAGACAAGGAAACAAAACAAUUGAUGCGAGAAGGCAAGCUGCUCACAAUAGAUGAAUGGUACUCAGGACCUUUUGCAUGGAGGAUGCUGGCCGUGCAGGAUGGCCUAGUGAUUGACCCUGUGGAUAGAACAGACUCUGGCACCUUUGAGUUUAGGGACCCACAAGGCAACCUGGCCCAGACUGUGCAUUUGUUGGUACAACAGGAUUCUGUUGCAACCUUUGUUUAUGUUGGUAUUAUUGUCGGGAUUAUCUUUGCUGUGAUUGCCUGCUGUUGCUGUGUGAGGAAGUGCUGUUGUAAAAAAAGCUCUUCUAAGAGGGCCGAGUCUGCUCCUCAGACUGCAGCCCCACCUGCUGUGUAUUACCAUAAUAUGAAUCAACCGGAGGGCCCGAGUUACUCUGCUGCACCUGCUCCAAAUCACUCUACUCAUUACGCAAGGAAUUCCCUAGUUUCUAGAGAACAUACAACUAUCUCACUGGAGCCAUUGGUUGCUCCUCUCGGAGGGCAGGGGGUCGGUCCAGAUCCUUUACUCAACUCUGAUUGGCUCUCCUCGGACCCUGAGCCAAAGUUUGAGCUGAAAGGACUACGUUCUGCUCUCCCCCUCAGUUCAGGAUCAACUUUCUGUGAUGUUUAUACCUCAGAUAAACUAGACUUUCUGUAACAAGCACAACUCAAGCGAUGCAUUGUUGAAUCCAGCAUUGAACUUGUGACUGGUGGGAACAGCCAUUUCAGGCAUUGAUAAGACUGUGUUAUAAAAACACACAUGAAAAAUUAAGUUCCUGCAAAUCUGCAAAGACGUGGUGAGACGUACACAGGAUAAGGACCAUGUCGAGAAACAGGAUGUCUUUCUCACUUUGUUCACACAGGACCAGACUUAUCGUAGGUUUAAGUGUGGGGUAUUCUCUUUCUUGCAAUAUAAAUCCAAACACAAAUGCAAUGUGAUCAUAUAAAUUUGAGGCUAGUUCAGUAACUCUUAAUAACUAAGCUGUAGAGGGCAGGAGUUAUACAAAGACAUAAAUCAAUUUAAGAAUGAAGCUAACUCCCUCUGGCUCCAUACUGUAGUUAGUGUAGGGUGAACAGCUAUAAUCAGGAUAUAUGUGUGAACUGUAAUAGUAAUAAACUCAGGUUAUAUAAGGUAUGCAUAAUGUACACUUUCUCCUGCUGCAAAGUAUAACAAAGAUAAGAGGAAUAUUACAAUGGUGACUGUGUAGCAGAUUUUAGUGAGUGAGGACAUCAAACUGACUGCACGGAGAUCAGAACACCACACAGCAAUUAAAGCUACUUUCACCAGCUGUACUUAUGGGCCAAUUCAGCCAUACAUAUCAACCUAUCUGUGUGGCCUUUAUCAUAACAUUCUAAAACAUUCUAUGUGAUAUAUUAGUGUUAUGCUUUGUAAAACACUCACUAUUCUUUUAUGAAUGUUUAUACAUUUUGUGUAAGCUGGAGUGUUUUCCAUUAAGCUGUAUAGCUUUGAGAAACUGCCUUGAUCAUAAGCCAUGCAAUUAAUGUAAAAGGUAUAUUUCAAAUACAUAUUUGUCUGCAUUAUAUGUAAAGAUGUGUAACUAUACUUUGACUUUGACUUUUUUUUUUUAAAUGAAGUGUUCUCCUAUUUUUGAAAACAAAAUAAACUGCCUAGCUGCACUACCAAAUGAA
Molecule: messenger RNA, 2456 nt
Organism: Cyclopterus lumpus (lumpfish)
Lineage: Eukaryota; Metazoa; Chordata; Actinopteri; Perciformes; Cyclopteridae
Exons: 9
Coding region: 16-1464 (482 amino acids)
Source: RefSeq, a predicted model, not a curated record